AUGACUACACCUUUACCACAGGGACUGAUUAGAGUUGUAUCAACUUUACAGACGGAGGUCCCGUCCGAUCCUACUGAUGUUAUCUACGACCGAAAACAGGCACUCCACAAUUUCUGGAAGGUACACGAAAUUCAAAGUCGAACAACACGGCAUGCCUCGGACAUUCGAUGCUGCUAUUUAUUCUGGCGGGUAUGGGGUGAACCUCGACUGUCUACCUCUCUGAGCCAGCAUACUAUGACGCGGUUGUGGCUGCAAUGCCAACAACCACCGAACCUGGAUCCUUUCGUCUUGCGCAUCGAAGGUUGUUCUGGUGGCCGCAAAUCGCCGCUCACAAGGGACGAGAAAGCUAUCAGCAAAAGAAUUCCGGAGGAGUCGCAACAUUUCGAAGAUUCUCAAGCGACAUAUCAAAAUCAAGCGACCGCUCAGCACGACGGAAGAGCUAACAUCUCACAAGAUGAUGCGCAAUUGAUCGACCGACGAGACAAGACAAGAGUCUCGUCACGAACGUCAGAUAUUAAGCCUGGUCUCACGAGACAGCCAAGUGGUGAGAGCGCUCGGAAGCGCUCUGGUCCUGGUAGUACUGCAGCACGCGCCCGAGCUCGGCCUUCAUUGACACGCAAGAAAAGUAGCCAGACAUCGCAACCCUCAGAGGAGACCAGCCGUCCUCGUCGACCAAUACUCAAAAGUCCUCGAUCCUCCCAUGACGAUCAAAGCCUUGCGGAAGAACCGUUCGAUAGUACCUCUAUUACACAACCAGGGACAAACGUUGAUUACAAGACUACUACACAGUCACCCACACGCAAGAUGUCGGCAUUUGAACUCCCAUCAGCCUCCUCCUGGCAGUCUGUAGAAUCUCAAGAGCAGCAUAGAACAACUACUGUUAUAUCGUCCAUGGCCACGAAAUCUUCGCUUAUGGUUGACCAGGAUUUCCGAGAGAAGUUUGUGGAAACACAAAAGGUCUUACGCUCCACAUCCAAUCUGGUGGGCGCCAUAAGAAAGACAGGCUCAGUCGUUCGAUUUGCGUCUGACGUGGACGUGGCUGAACAGUCACGAGAGAACAUAGCUUCGGGUCGACACAGAGGCCUUGCAACCUCGAAAAACGAGGGACCAUCUUCACAGGCAUUUUCUGAAACCUCGGCCUCAACGAAGCGGCCCGGAACCUUGAUAAGGUACGAUAGUGCCGGUAGUGUCGCUGCAGUAUCCGACGACGACGAAGAGGAAAAAGACAAGGAGGACGAAGAGCCACAAUCUACCAGCAUGGUGCUACCACGUACGAGAAGCCAACUCUCUCUUGGUAUCGCCGACCUGAAACGAAGCCAAAGCAUGCACGAGCAUGGCGUUGCGGAUGAUGGUCUUAGAGUCACAUCUCCGCAGAUUGAGAAGGACCAGCAAGCUCUGAUAUCAGGCAAGGUCGCUAAACAGAAAAGCGAAGAGGACGAGAAACUGCUCGCAAUGGCCUGGAAGGAUGGUGUUACCAAGGCAGGAGGUGUUAACCUACCAAAAGAGCUUACAGUACGAGGAUCGCGAGAUCCUGACAAUACGUUUCCAGAACCAGAAGCCCCGACGUUCUAG
Molecule: messenger RNA, 1572 nt
Organism: Lithohypha guttulata
Lineage: Eukaryota; Fungi; Ascomycota; Eurotiomycetes; Chaetothyriales; Trichomeriaceae
Exons: 2
Coding region: 1-1572 (523 amino acids)
Source: RefSeq, a predicted model, not a curated record